Coprinopsis cinerea okayama7#130 is the source of this 5280-nucleotide messenger RNA. Its product is annotated as STE/STE11/cdc15 protein kinase. The record is from RefSeq and is a predicted model, not a curated record. Bases 1 to 5280 code for a protein of 1759 amino acids. Gene Ontology annotation, cellular component: cytoplasm. Lineage: Eukaryota; Fungi; Basidiomycota; Agaricomycetes; Agaricales; Psathyrellaceae. Gene Ontology annotation, biological process: protein phosphorylation. The transcript has 6 exons. Gene Ontology annotation, molecular function: ATP binding; protein serine/threonine kinase activity.
AUGGCGGCGGCACUCGUUUCAAGUGCUAAGGUCCCUCAGGUCUCCCGGCCAUUGCCCAUAUCUUCCCACUCGCGUCGGCCCAACCCUCCUCCUGAAGCGUCAUCUUCACGGUAUCCUCAACAGGCGCCAGCGCCCGAUGUUUUCACUUCGACAUCAUCCACUUCGGAAACCGCCUCGAGGUCCUUCCAACGCUUCUUCGAGAACAGUUUCCGCACCGCUACACGUUCCAAGAAAGUCCCGACCCCGCCGGUGGAUGAGUUCGCGACGAUAACCGCCAAGGCCAAGAAAGGAAAGGAGAAGGAAAGAGAGAUCCAUAAGAGUGACGAGGCUCCAUCCCACAAAUUGAACGUCUUCCGCAAGGUCACAUUCCGUGGCAAAAGUGGGCAAGAACCUCCAGCAACGUCGAACGAUGGUAGUCAGCGACCCAAGGAGAGAGUUGCUGGGAAAACCAGCUUCAUUACGCCUUCAAUGAGACAGGCAUCAAUGUCAUCACCGGCCCUCCACCUCUCUUCACAAGCUCUGCCUUCGCCCAAGUCCCAAUCAGCUGUGCCUGCUUCGUCUUCUUCUAAUGCUGAUGUUCUCGUCUCUCCAACUCGCCCGAGAACCCGGCGGGUCAGUAUGCAGCCGGCCCCACCGAAGGAGAUUAGUGCACCAUCGCUCCCAUCACCGCGAACUACUGCCCAGGGGCCAACACGACAUCGUUCAUCCAAGUCAGUUCCCGUUGCAAUACCGCCUUCACCCUCGUCACCUUCAUUGCCCUCUACCUCUAGCGAAUCCCCGGUCCCAACCCGAGUUCGCCAUGUCCCCGCCAGUCCUUCUCAUUCCCCUACACCCUACUCGACUUCUCGAGUCACGCCCAUACGUUCACCAUCAAAAACCAGUGGUUCUGCUACUCCACGUGCGUCAAGUCCAGCAUGCGCCUGUUCCCCUUCCAACCGAAUUCGAGUCGCAACACCUUCACGAGGUGGUGCUUCAGCGUCGACAUCUCAUCUUCCGCUGUCAUCGAGUCCGUCCCCAACGCCACGACGUCCAUCUGUCGACUCUCCCCGUCGACAACCUAUCGAGUCACCACGACGUACAUCCGCAGACUACGCACGACGUCCAUCUCUCGAUGUUACUUCCCGUCAGUCCCCAUCACCAUUCCACGGAGAACCCCCUUCCCCCAUCCGACCACGGUCGAGAACUCCCUCCCAGCGUGCUUACUCACAAAACCGCCAUUUCAACAUCUCCGCAGGCUCAUUGCUUCUUCCUAGUAAUCCAGAGCACCGCGACUUGAUUAGGACGGCGACAAGUAUGCUCUGCAAGGAAAUACUGAAGCCGCCACCGCACAUGGCGAAGACGGAUGCCGGUGUGAGGGAUUGGAAGGAGGUUGAAGCUCGAACGGCAGCAUUGGUGCGACUGGAGAGGAUCUGGAGUAGACCCUUUAGUCCUACCACGUCCCAAAGCUCGCCUACUACCGGAGCUGGUGAGGAACGGGAAAGGAAGCUGUUCUGUGACGCUCUCCGAGAUGGAUUCGUUCUAUGCCAGUGGGUAUCAAUUAUCCAAUAUCUUCUCGUCAAUGUAAUCCUAACGCCGUGUGCUAUUAGACUGUUGAACAAGUUGCGGUCGAGUUCUGUAGUCCGCCCUGAUCCGCGCGAAGAUGGAGUCACCAAGUCGUCUAAUGUCACCAAGUUUCUCGCGGGCUGUGCCUCGUAUGGACUUUCAGGCGAAGACCUGUUCCAGCAGGACGACCUCAUCGACGGCAGCAGCGAGUCGCUUGCACGUGUUGCUCAAACGAUCAUCGCACUCAUCAAGUUCGUUGAAUCCCCUGUGCCAUCCAGAUCCAAAUACAUGUCUGGCCAGGGCAAGAGCAAACCCCUUCCCCCGAGUCCGUAUGGCACGUUGUCAAAGUCGUCCAACUCGACGCCCAACCUCCUCUCAACCAACCCCCAAUCUCCAGCAUCUCCCACCAGGAAACGCUGGUCCCCUCCCUCCGACCUUCCACCGUUACGUUCAUAUAGCCCAGGGGAAAAGUCCGUCGAGUCAGUUCAGACGAUACGUGGGGUAGAGGAUGAGGAUUCGAUGGAUGAGGACGGGGAGGAAAUCGAAGUUAAACAGAUGGCCGUACCAAUCAUUAAGAGACCGCCUCCUCCACCAAAAUCUCCUUUACGGAAACAAGCAUCAAAGUCUAAUGACGUCGGUGGACUAUCUGCCUGGUCAAGGGCUACCGCUUCCCCCACGCGAGUUUCGAUCGCAAGUUCGACCCAAGCCACGAUUGGUGACAUAUCUGUCCGGGACUCCAUUCCAAACAUCCGACAGUCCCGACAGUCCAUGGCAUCUAGCGUACUUUCGUCCACUACUUUAUCAACCGCGCCUUCUAGCCUCCUCGACAAUGGUCAAGGGAAUCUUGGCAAUAGGUACGGCACCAUUCGAACGGUGACGACCGAUCUAACCUCCGCUGCUCCCUCCCUGACGCGUGCGGAGGGCAGUUCCAUCUCAGAAACAUUUGCGCGGUCAUCUUCUAUAGAUAUACCCAAGCAUAGAGACAGGAGGAGCGGCGAAGUUCAGAUGACGAGGGUGGCAGAGGAAACGGACGAGAGCAUCUCUAGAGUUGCGACGAGGGUUGGUGGUGAGACAAAGGAGAGGGGUAACGCAUCCCAUGAUCAGCGCAAUGAAAGGCCAGCCGUCCACCUCCGUAAGGGAAAGUGGCCCGAUGACUUCUUCGACGCAUUCCAGAUGCCAAACCCGGCUCGUUCAAGCAUCCUCGAUCCAGAUGAAAGCUUAUCUAGGGCAAGUCCUGUGUCAAUUUCCAAGUCUUCCCCUCGCAAGAUCGCUAUUGUUGGCGCCAAUCGCUUACAUGAUGAUGGUUCGCAGCCGCUGCCUCGACGACCCACGCACCGACCUAGGCACAGCAUUGAUACCCCGGGAUUACUGCCCAAGGAAGUCGCGUUGCGUCGAGAUGCCAGUCCGGACAGUUCGACAUCGAGGUCGCCUUCCGGGAGGGUUCUAUUGCGCAGGCACAGUACGAAGCCAGCUACUCCCACGCGAACGUCACUUGCACCCCGAAGUGACGAUGCUCCUGGUUCUCGAGGUUCUGAUGAUUCCCUCGUACCCUUCCCCCGCGAUCGAAGCACUGGCGUUUCAACCCCGACAUCUCCUGGUGGCGACAAUAUACUCCUAGAAAGGCCGCGUCUUCGUGGGAGGUUCCAAAGUGAGAUCGAGGGUGCAAGUGGUCGCAGAGGAAGGCCGAACUCUUACGACGAUGUGGCCGCCAGGCCAGCUCGUGGCAGGAUUGAGAGUAUGGUUAACCUUGGGGUUACAUCGGCUGCGACCAGUGCUAGCGAUCUGUUGGCCCGAAACUCGCUCGAUGGAAGUACGGGUCGGGCGCUCAUCGUGAAGGAAGCAGGGAAGCCCCCAACACACUUUCAACUGGGUAACUGCAUUGGCCGCGGCCAAUUUGGCUCUGUCUAUCGGGCGCUUAACCUCAACACCGGACAAAUGGUUGCUGUCAAGCGUAUCCGUUUGGAAGGCUUGAAGGAAGAGGAGGUCACGCAGCUCAUGCGGGAGGUUGAUCUCGUCAAGAGUCUCUCUCAUCCUAGCAUCGUCAAGUAUGAAGGAAUGGCCAGAGAUGAGGAUACACUAAGUAUCGUGCUUGAAUACGCAGAGAAUGGAUCUCUUGGCCAAACCCUCAAGGCCUUCGGUAAACUCAACGAGCGCCUUGUCGCAAGCUAUGUCGUCAAGAUCUUGGAAGGUUUGCACUACCUACACACCAGUGACGUAGUCCACUGCGAUCUCAAGGCUGCGAACAUCCUUACCACGAAGAACGGCAACGUCAAGCUUUCGGAUUUCGGAGUUUCUCUCAACCUUCGAGCGAUGGAGCGCGAGAUCAAGGAUGUGGCUGGAACGCCCAACUGGAUGGCGCCUGAGGUGAUCGAACUCAAGGGCGCCUCCAUCAAGUCGGACAUUUGGUCUUUGGGUUGCACUCAUGUCUGGUACGUCAAAGAAUUCCAUCGACGAUCCCUUCCUUGGUUUAAUCAUGAUGCAACAGUGAUGUUCCGUAUUGUCGAGGACGAUAUGCCCCCUCUACCUGAAGGUUGCUCAGAGCUGCUCGAAGAUUUCCUCAAGCAAUGCCUUCAGAAAGAUCCGAACAAUAGGCCUACUGCUGAACUUCUCUGCGAGCAUGAGUGGCUGAAGGCCAACUGGAUGGAGCUAAAGGAUUUGCGACCUCAAGAUAGCAUUCCGUUCCUUCGGCGUGUCAGCACGGAUAUGCAGAAGUCGGACGUCAGCCGUUACUUUAACCAGUUCGAGACUCCCGACUCUCCCGUAUCCGAAGGUUUCGUACGCGGUGACGCUGGGAGGGUUGCUCCUAUCAGUCGCCGCACAUCGAACCUUUCUGUUCGGCCGCCUCCUGAGAAUGACAUUUCACCAAGAGAACAUACCUUUGUCAAAACGACAUUCAGUAAACCCAUGAUGUGUCGAGUGUGUCUCUUGAAUGUCAAGAAGAGUGCUGUUCUUUGUGCCCAGUGCAGCCUUAUUUCUCAUGCCAAAUGCGCUGCCAGUGCUCCUCCAACAUGCGAUCUACGCGCUCAGCUUCUACUCUACGCGCAGUACGCGGAAAAGGGCAAUCCUUCAAGCGCUUACUCCAAUCCAAAGGAUCUCCUGGGGGAUACGAGGUUUCCGGUUGCCAUGUCGGAUGUCCCCUUCGUCUCUAGUCCGUCCAGCGCGAGGACUGAAACACCUCCGCCCUCGUCGCCCAUUGGCGUCGUCGGUGCGCAUUCGGAAUCACCGCCUACUGCGUUCAAGUUCAAGGCGGCUUUCAAGCGUUCCCGAUCCAACUUGACGCCCGAGCCGGCCAAGUCGCCUUCAUCGACGCCAGCACCGCAAGAACCCGGGCCGGAAGAACCUCGUCGUAGACGACCGACCCUACUCUCCAAGAGACCGGAGCGACCUCUGUCAGUCACGAGCGACAGUACCAACAUGAGCAGCCUCCGAAGUGCUGCUACUGCGGCAGAAAGCCUCAACUCUGGGUCAGGAAGUCGCAAUAGGUCAGCGUCUUCGUCGGGUGGUCGAGCUCAGAAGGGUUCUCGGUACACUGGAGGUCUUGCGUCCACUGCGGAAUCCGAACACAACAGAUCCUCUACGCAACUGAUUUCAGAACUAUCCACCUCUUCAGCAGGAGUUGCUAUGAGUUACCCAGGUCCUAUUACUCACCCCACAACUAGAACACUUGGCUCGCUUUCACCAGAUCCACGGCGUCAUAAACGAAACGCAAAGUCUGCUGGAAAUUGUGUUAUUCAGUAA